Molecule: messenger RNA, 359 nt
Organism: Balearica regulorum gibbericeps (East African grey crowned-crane)
Lineage: Eukaryota; Metazoa; Chordata; Aves; Gruiformes; Gruidae
Source: RefSeq, a predicted model, not a curated record
AUGGAGAGCCGCAGGCGGGACAUGGAGCUGCUGAGCAACAGCAUGGCCGCAUAUGCGCACAUCCGAGGGGGCCGGCUGUGGCUGCGCCUCUCCUGCCGGCCCGCCGCACGCCCCCCACCGUGCCCAAGGGACCUCAGCGAGGACGAGGAGGAGGAGGACGAUGAGGAGGACGAGGAAGAGGACACUGUUGACCAUGCGGCAUCUGAGUUGCUGCUGCCAAUGACCGAGAUCCCGCUGGAGAGCCAUGGCCCUGGGGACGGAGCGCUGGCCAUCAAUGUCUUCGCCUCAGCAGAGGAGCUGGAGCGGGCGCAGCGGCUGGAGGAGCGCGAGCGCAUCAUCCGCGAGAUCUGGCGCAAUGG